AGCAUGCGGACAGGACUAGGACAACUACUGCUUUUACACGUGUUCUUCAUGGAGACUUUUUAUUCUAAAGGGAGUGAGACAGCUUGUGAAACGGGACAGUUCCGGUGUAGGAACGGCAGGUGUAUUCCCACACCGUGGCGAUGCGACGACGACGACGACUGUUCGGACAACAGCGACGAGGAACACUGCUUGAAGAUCACAUGUUCUUCGUCAGACUUUACUUGUAAGAAUGGACAGUGUGUGCCAGCUCGCUGGAAGUGUGAUGGAGAGCCUGAGUGUCUAGAUGGAUCCGAUGAAGCUGACUCUACCUGCAGUCAGCAAACAUGUCCACCUGAGAAUUUUGACUGCGGAGGCAACACAAAUAAAUGUGUGUCUCUGUCCUGGCGCUGUGACGGAGAGACGGACUGUGAAAACGGAGCGGAUGAGGAACACUGCGCUGCCGAUGCAAAGGUUUGUCCGCCAAAAGAGUUCCAGUGCCGGAACGGCAUGUGUGUGGCCCCCAGCUUUGUCUGUGAUGGCGAUGAUGACUGUGGAGACAACAGCGAUGAAGAGAAGUGCACAUCGGUCCCAGCCAGCACAUGCAGCCCUCAGGAGUUCCGCUGCAACAACUCCGAGUGUAUCCCGGCUCUGUGGAGUUGCGACGGCGACCCUGACUGCAGAGAUAAAUCAGACGAGUUGGUGGAGCGCUGUAACAGCAGGAACACACCACAGAAGCCAGGCUGCCCAGCUAGAGAGUUCCAGUGUGGCAGUGGAGAGUGUAUCCAUCUCACCUGGAAAUGUGACGGCGAUGCAGACUGCAAGGACAAGUCCGAUGAGGCAGACUGUCCAACUUCUCUGCUUACCUGCAGGCCGGAUCAGUUUCAGUGUGGCGAUGGCUCCUGCAUUCAUGGCACUAAGCAGUGUAACUAUGUACACGAUUGCCCGGACUUCAGCGAUGAAGCAGGCUGCAUCAACAAGAGCCUCAAUGAAUGUGCUGAGAACAAUGGCGGCUGCUCUCACAUAUGCAGGGACCAGCGGAUAGGCUACGAGUGUGAUUGUCCUUCAGGUUACACGCUGCUGGAUCAAAGGACUUGUGGAGACAUAGACGAAUGUGAGAACCCAGAUGCCUGCAGUCAAAUCUGCAUCAAUUAUAAAGGUGACUACAAGUGUGAAUGCUACGAGGGCUAUGAAAUGGAUCCUGUUUCCAACACGUGCAAGGCUGUGGCGGGACAAAGUCCAUACCUAAUAUUCACCAACCGACAUGAGAUCCGGCGGAUUGGCCUGGUGAGGAGGGACUACAUGCAGGUAGCGCCCACCCUGAAAAACGCUGUGGCACUGGACGUGGAUGUCACCACAAACAAGAUGUACUGGUGUGACCUUUUCCAUCGCAAGAUCUUCAGUGCAUAUAUCAACAAGGCCAGUAACUCAUCUGAGCAGGUCACGCUCAUUGAUUCAGCGCUACAUUCCCCAGAAGGCAUAGCUGUCGAUUGGGUCCACAAUAACAUCUACUGGACUGAUUCUGGACACAAAACCAUCUCUGUUGCUACAAGUGAUGGCAAAAAGAGAAAAGUGUUGGUGGACAGUGAGCUGAGUGAACCACGGGCAAUUGCUCUUGACCCCAGACAAGGGUUCAUGUACUGGUCCGACUGGGGAAUGCAGGCUAAAAUUGAGAAGGCUGGACUGAAUGGUGUGGACCGGCAGGUGCUGGUUUCGGAGCGAAUUGAAUGGCCUAAUGGGAUUACUUUAGAUUUGUCCAGCAGACGUUUGUACUGGGUUGACUCCAAACUCCACCUCAUCUCCAGCGUGGACCUGAACGGAGAUAAUCGCAGGGUCCUGCUCUCGUCUACAGAGCACCUGGGCCACCCGUUCGCCCUCACGCUGUUCGAGGACCGGGUAUAUUGGACAGAUUUGGAGAAUGAGGCUAUCUACAGUGUGAACCGGCUAACAGGCCACGAUAUAUCCAUGCUGGCACAGCACCUGAACAGCCCGCUGGACGUGGUGGUGUUCCAUGAGCUUCGGCAGCCCAAAGCUCCAGACAGCUGUAAUAUGGGGACUUUGCCCAACGGAGGUUGUGAGUACUUGUGUCUGAGAGCUCCACAGAUCACCGAGCACUCACCCAAAUACACAUGCGCCUGUCCUGAUGACGCUGAGCUCGGCCCAGACAUGCGCCGCUGUGUCGCAGCUGCGGGUGGUCGCUUCUUCCUUGGGAACAAUAUCACCGUGGCAGUUCUGGGUGUCGUCAUCCCUAUAGUGGUCCUCACCCUGGCGUGCACCGGAGGCUACCUGGUCUGGCGCAACUGGAGGCGGCGCAACACCAAGAGCAUGAACUUCGACAACCCAGUGUACCGCAAGACCACCGAGGAGGACGACGACGAGAUCCACAUCGGCCACAGCGAGCAGAUCGGCCACAUCUACCCAGCACGCGUGGCGCUCAGUGUGGAGGAUGACGGAUUACCCUGAGGUGGUUUUCUCCUCCCCUCCCUCCCUCCUUCCAUCC
Messenger RNA from Neoarius graeffei (lesser salmon catfish), 2476 nucleotides. RefSeq names its product low density lipoprotein receptor-related protein 8, apolipoprotein e receptor (gene lrp8). Gene Ontology annotation, molecular function: calcium ion binding; protein binding. The transcript is spliced from 19 exons. The coding region runs from base 4 to 2439 and encodes 811 amino acids. The record is from RefSeq and is a predicted model, not a curated record. NCBI's taxonomy places the organism in Eukaryota, Metazoa, Chordata, Actinopteri, Siluriformes, Ariidae.